This is a messenger RNA of Rhagoletis zephyria (snowberry fruit fly), 443 nucleotides long. RefSeq lists its product as uncharacterized. The record is from RefSeq and is a predicted model, not a curated record. Lineage: Eukaryota; Metazoa; Arthropoda; Insecta; Diptera; Tephritidae.
UAAAAUAUAUUUUCAGUAAUGCAGCACGUUCGUAACUGCGGCCCACAAUUAUUUAUAAUUAGUCGGAAAGGUGGAACCUUACUUGCGAUAAACGAUUUUAUAUAUCGCUCGAAUUUAAAACGUUUCGGGAGAAAUAGCGACAAGGUAUACUGGGAAUGCAUUCACAAUCGUUCCAAGAAAUGUAGAAGUCGUUUGAAAACCAUUGGCGAUGAUCUUUAUGUAACAAAUGAUGUUCACAAUCACGUGGGUGAUGGUCAACGCAUUGCUGUGGCGAGACGCGCUGGUUUAUUAAUUUAUAAAAAAUUCAGUUCAAUCGGCCAAAAUGGGGGAAAGCUACAGGCUAAUCAAACAGUUGCUUUUUAAAGUCAGUUCAAUUAGACUUAAAGGAUUGGAGUAUAUAAAAUCUUUGAGUGAUAAACAGAAAUCGUAAAAAUUAAUUUUUU